Molecule: messenger RNA, 1292 nt
Organism: Apis dorsata (giant honeybee)
Lineage: Eukaryota; Metazoa; Arthropoda; Insecta; Hymenoptera; Apidae
Gene: Gdap2
Product: protein GDAP2 homolog
Exons: 8
Coding region: 348-1292 (314 amino acids)
Source: RefSeq, a predicted model, not a curated record
GGAGUCGGCUCUCUGGAGUACACGCGCGCUCAGGUGCCGUACUGAUCGCUUCGAUGACAAGGCCGCCAGUUACUGUUCGUGCACGAAUGCGACGAAAUACCCGAACGUCUUGGCGGGUUUUCGCUCGGAGCUGUGUUCACGAGACCAGCUCAGCAACGAGGAAACGAAGGUGACGUUUCUACGAGAAAGAAACAGUGAACGUUCAACGAUAAACGAGAAGAAUAAGGACCAGCAUCGAGGUGAUACUUGCACAUAGGGACACCAACGCACGGAGAACCUGUCGAGCACCUGAAGUUGCAUUUUAGUCCAACUUUGGCCGCGCUGAUAGGCGGACGAUUCGCAGCUGAAUGAGGCUCAUGGAACCCUUGGGUGUUGCCCCAGAUGUGGUGGAGACGGGCGCAUUGAAAAAAUGGUCUGACUUUCCCGUCCAACACCGAUUUACAGAUUACUCCAAUUCUAUUGGAGAACCAACUCAUCAUACUAUAAGUCCUUUUCCAUGUCAACCAACGCUUAACAACAAGCUUGCGUUAUGGACUGGGGAUAUUUCUAUUUUACAAGUGGAUGCAGUAGUAAAUUCCACAAAUGAAACAAUGGAUGAUAAUAGUCCUAUGUGCCAAAGAAUAUUUGUUCGAGCUGGAUCAGCACUUAAGAUGGAAAUAUUUAAUGAAAUCAAAGAAUGCAAAACUGGUGAAGUAAGAGUAACACAAGCUCAUGGUUUACCAGCACGCUUUAUUAUUCAUACUGUAGGACCAGUAUACAAUGUAAAGUAUCAAACAGCAGCUCAAAAUACAUUACAUUGCUGCUAUAGAAAUGUUUUACAAAAAGCACGAGAGCUUGGUUUACGCACGAUUGCGCUACCAGUAAUUAAUUCUGUACGAAGAAAUUAUCCUCCCGAUGCGGGAGCACAUAUUGCACUGAGAACAAUAAGAAGAUUUCUGGAGCAAUAUGGUGAUUCUGUUACAUGUAUUGUACUUGUAUUGGAACCGUGUGAUCUUGGAAUUUACGAAGUUCUUCUUCCACUCUAUUUCCCAAGAAAUUUAGCAGAGCAAGAUAACGCGUGUUGGCAACUACCAAAUGAUAUAGGUGGAACGGAUGGAGAACCUUUACUUCCUGAUCGACAAAUUAGAAUUAUCGAUAAUCCUCAACAUGCUUUACAUGGUGAUGAAAGUGUAGAACUAUCUGCGCAAUUAGAAACAUCCGUGAAUAUUGGUGAACAUGCGUUUGCACAAAUGCAGGGUGAUUUAGAUCGACAAAGACUUCUUGGAGAAAGCAACAUAACAAUUGAACUCUAA